AUGUCACCACCUCGAACUCCAGAUUGGGAUACAGCCGGCGAGGCCGCAGACCAGAACACCUCAACCACUGAAACACGCGACAUCGCACACAAGAACGAUCAGGAUGAUGCGAAGAAAACACAUAUCGCCGAGAGAGAAAUGGCGACAGCCAUUGCCGGAUCUUGGGAAGAACGACCUGCAAAAAAGAUGAAGAGAGGAAAAUACAUAUCUAGAGCUUGUGUGAGGGAGGAGAUCCAUGUCGACAAUGCGUCGCGAAACGACUCCCAUGCCAAUCUUCUGCUCCAAGAGGCGAACAACGAGGCCGUCGCGACUCAAGGACAGGUCCCGUUGGAGGUCAGGAUCAGGUUCCUUACCCCUCAAAUGACAGCUCGCCUGGAGGCAGUAGAGAGUCAUCUACGCCUCAUGCGACCACCUAGCCCCGACCUGUCCAGACCAGCAUAUAACCACGCAUCUGUCAACGGCCAACUCGAACCUUCGACAGCCAAACUACAAAGCGCGUUGGAGACAGAUGGACAGACGUUCGCUGGGGAGAUGACCAUGACUCCGACAUUUGAAGAUGAGAGCGAUCGCUUGGAUCACAAUAGCACAGUAUCAUCGGCGAUGCGUGUGGACUACUCUUCCCCAGCAUCCUCGCUCCACCCCCCAGCAACGUCACCAAGCGAUGUGACAGGUAGAAAGAGAGGAUGGUUCGAGCGCCUACUCGCGCGGCAUGGAGUUGUCACCGAUCAGCAGCAAUGCAAGUAUCACCUACAAGUCUACAUGGACGAGGUGCAUCCUAUGUACCCUGUCGUCCACCCUCCGGCAGUUUGGGACAUCUUCAACGAGAUGUGGGAGCACCCAAGUUCCAGCUCCUCCACCCAGUCAGGUCAAAGUGAACAACUUCGUGUCUCGGUUGCUUUGGUCUGCUUUUGCUUAGCACUUGGAAGAUGCAGCAUGUCCGCGAGAAUGAGUGAUCCCAGCGGCGUCGAAUCUUCCGGUUGGAGCUUGUAUAAUGUGGGAAUGAGUUUGCUCGGCGAUUUACUUGAAACUAGCAAUACCGCUAUAAAGUCGCUGUUGAUGUUGCAGGUGUUGAUGGUGAGGAUAAUGUACAUGUUCCGACUGGACGCAAACCAGAAAGCAGCAAGGGUUCAUGCUCUUGCAGUGUCUGUUGCGCAAACAAUCGGUUUGCAUCGCCAAAGCACAAUUGACAGUAUGCCAGCUUACUACAGCCAGCUAUACUCACGCACUUGGUGGUCUUUGUAUCUCUUGGAUCGCCGACUAGCUCUUGAGUCAGGGAAGCCAUAUUUCAUCCAAGACAGCAACGUUGAUACAUCACUACCCUUGGAUCUCAGCGACGAGUGGAUGACACGAUUUGCGUCAAGAAAGGAGACUAUAGCUGAGCUCCAGCACGAAGUAGCUGCUGAAGUUGCUAGGAAUGCAUCCCCUUCAUGUGUCCCAUAUAUCCUUGCCAUGGUACGCUAUUGCCGUGUAGCGGGCAAGACAUGGGAAGUUCUGUACGGCGUCAAGUCAUCAACUGCCUCCAUGUCAGCUAUGGUCGAAUAUGUCGAUACUGCCAUAGGCAAACUUCUCAACACGGUCCCGACAUGUCUACAAUACGACCUAGAUGUCUCUUAUGAAGCCCAAUUCAGCACGAGGACACGAUGGCAAGUCAAGCAAACAUUUCUCUUCAACAAUUGCUGUACAUAUCUGCGUCUUUUAAUCAGAAGGCCGCUGUUGCCAAGUUCAAGUGCUAUAUACCACACAGAAGAAGACGAUCUUGAAUCGUCAAUAGAGUGUGCUAGUCUUGCUGCCCGGAUCCUUACAACACAUCAAAACAUAAAAGACGAUGGACUCAAGUAUAGCUUCGCACUCAGCCACUACGUCACCAGCUGUGCAAUUGUCAUGAUUGGUUUAGUGUCGAGGGAACCGGGUUCCAAGAGAAGGUACCGAGGCCUCAUACUUGCAGCCACUCAGUGUCUGAACGAAUACUGUCAGAAGAUCUGGGUUUCCGGAAAGAUGAUGCGCUGCGUGUCUAGGCUAAGUCGACUUGUUAACCGCGUUUUGGCUGUGGAGUCACCAGGAAGCCAGGAUCGUCAGAGCCCAUCGAACAUAAGGCGGGACUCGGUAUCGGUAUCAGAGCGAUUGACACAACACCUAACACCACCCCAAACUGAAGAUCAAGAUCCCAUGCAAUACAGAGUGGAGAUGUCUAACAUGUACAACAAUCAGCUCAAAGACCUGAGCAUGGAUUCUAGUAGCAGUAUACAAAGGGAUCAAGGAGCGGGUUAUUAUUCAUUCACUACCGAAUCCUUGGGCACAAUGGCCCAGAGACCAACGGGAAGCCUCAGCAAGCUACCCACAGGUUGGCUAGCUGAACCAAAUUCUGAUCCUCGAGAUAGCUGGAUCAUGUCAGACUUCAAUUUUGAGACAUUCGGGGAACGGUUUGGCCCCAACGAUGCGGAGCUGACGACAUUCGUUGAAAAUGAUACCCUUGAUUUUGCCCGGGGUAUGGGUCUGACUUCUGACCGAGGACCUAGUGAGGCAAGACUCGGGGCUCUGGGUGUUAAUGGCGUGUUUGAUCUUGAUAUGGACUUGGUUCCUACUAUGAUGAAUCUUUACGCAGGUUAG
Molecule: messenger RNA, 2607 nt
Organism: Fusarium sp. VM40
Lineage: Eukaryota; Fungi; Ascomycota; Sordariomycetes; Hypocreales; Nectriaceae
Source: the annotation of a GenBank genome assembly